AAAAUACCUAUGUCAUUGUCAAAUAGCUGAUAAUACGAAAGAAAAACGAAUUGAAAAAUGGCGUUGCCCACCCUCCAACCCCAUAUGCUCUUGGGUUUGGAGAAAAAAGUUAAAGGCAACAUCCAUUUUCUCUCCGACGAUGAAGUGGUUUAUCCGGUGGGAUCGCUCGUGGCCGUCCACAACAUUCCCAACAAGAAACAAAGUUACAUUAAACUAGCCGACAGAGGGAAAAAUUUGGUUCAAAUAAACGUUAGUCCCAACAGGAAAGUUAUAGCCAUAUCCGAGAGAUCAGAACGAGGACCCAUGAUUACACUCUGGGACACCGCCCUCUUCAGGAAAAGAAAAACCAUAAUCAUACCAGCGGAUAGGCAAUGCAAAGCGAGCGAAUUCGCCCACUUCGAGUUCUCCUACGACUCCAAAUACAUCGUCGCCGUCACGGGAGAGCCAGAUUGGACUAUGUACAACAUCAGAUGCGAAAAGGGCAGAAUAGAAAGCUUCGCCCGAGCCAAUAACCUCAACGGCACAGGCACAAUCGAACAGGUCGCUUGCAAUCCGAACGACACCAAUCAAGUGGCGUUGUGCGGGAAUCAAGUACUACGAUGCGUGGGCUGCGUGGACUUCAUUUGGAGGCAGUUCGGUUACAACAAACUGGAUCCGGCUCACUACACGUCCAUCUGCUGGCUGACCCAGGAUCGGCUCAUAGUCGGAAGCAACAGAGGCAAGAUCAUGGUGCUGGAAACCGGCGAAGUCAGAGGCGUUUACCAUGCCUCCGAUUUGGCUUACAUCAAUAUGAAGGUGAAUCUCGACGAGGAAAGCGGUAUAACCGUUAGUCCAUCGUUUUACGAUACAUUCGGUAUGGAUUUGCCCCCGUCGAAUGAAAACUUCGAAAUUAGGAGCAUCACGCUUUUUCCUGGUGGUUUUUUAUUCGGUUAUACCAAUGGGAAAGUAUGCGUUUACGAAACCAAAUCGUCAGUAAGGUACAAACGACGCGGUUUUCUCUUAAUACCAGAUCGGUCCAUCGAUAGAGAAAAUGAAGGUGAAAACGAAAUAUUAACCAAGGUCAAUUUUAUCACGGUCAAUCCAUCUGGAGACAGAUUGGUGGUAAGUUGCAACGAAAUGCAAUUGUGGACAGAAAAAAUUCUGGUCAUAGACGAAUUAUCGGGUAGCUCGGUUUUCAUGAAACCCUUCGGAUACGAGCAACACAUUGGUCCUAUAGCGGAUAUCGCCGUGUGCCGAUGGAAGCCCAUAGCACUCACCAUAGGCGUAUCGGAUAGAACCAUAAAAAUCUGGAACUACGAAACGAUAACCAUGGAGUUGAUGAAGAUCUUCGAAGACGACAUCUACUCGGUCGAUCUCCACCCGACUGGGCUCUACGCCAUAAUGGGGUUCUCCGAUAAACUCCGCUUCAUGACCAUCAUGAUCGACGAUAUCAUUGUAACCAAGGAGUUUAACGUUAGAGCGUGCUCGAAAUGCCGGUUCAGUAGAUUGGGCCAUCUAUUCGCUGCUGCAAACGGAAGCAUCAUUCAGGUGUUCUCAUCUGUUACAUUCGAAAUGUUGUACAUCCUCAAGGCGCAUAACAGACGCAUAAGCGGAUUGGAUUGGUGCGCUAACGAUAACGUGCUAGCAAGCGCUGGAGUAGAAGGAGCUUUGUACCUUUGGGACGUGGUGAAAAGCCAAAGGAUAAGCGAGACUGUGGUGAAAACCAAUCCAGCGACUGAUAUAAGAAUUUUCAACGACGGUACAGGAUUUUUUGCUGUUGGAAUCGAUGGACAUAUUAGGGAGGUUUCCAACGCUGUUAUUUUGAAGAACGUUCCAAUGCCAGUCACCACUCCAAUUGAUCUGCUCAUUUUAUCAGCUUUAAAUAACAUUAUGUUCCUCACAGGUAACAAUGGUACAAUCUUCAUUCUCCCACUACCCUUAAUGGAUAAACCAGAGUUCACCGAAGUGACCCUCCAUAAAGCUUCAGUUAUUGCCGGUGUUCUAUCAUUCGAUGAUAAAUACUUCAUAAGCGGCUCUGAAGCGGGUUGCGUGUUCUUCUGGAAGCUGAUAAACGCCGAGGAGAGGGCCAUCCAAAAAUUCGAGUUUAUAUCCUGCAACGAAAUUCUAAUAUCGAAGCAAAUCCUCGAGGACAAAAUGGAGGAGACGAAGAACCUCACGCUUAGACUGAACGAAUUGGAGAACGAGCAUAAUUAUCAAAUGAAACAGAACGAAUCAUUGGCCGCCUCGAAAUUGCGGGACAUCCACGAGAACUAUUGCGCCGCCAUCGAAGAUUUGAAGCUGAGAAACGACCAAAUGGAGGCCGAUCACAUAUUGGAAAUCAACAACAUCAACAAUUUCAUCAUGAAAUUGAAAGCCGAUCAUGCGGAUCUGAUCGAAAACAUGGAGGUAACUUACAACGGUAAGUUGUUGAACGAAUUCGAAAAGUUCAAAACGUACGAGUUGAAAAUGGAGCAAAGGAUCAAAGAAGCGUACAUGAAUUACGAAGCUCUGACUAAAGAAAAAGAGGAGAAUGAAGCCGCCAUCAUUGAGGAAUAUACGAUGAAAUUAAACGAAAAAAUCGGCGAAUACAACAAAUUACUGGACGACUUCCAAAAUCAAGCCAUAGAAAACGAGAAGAUGAAAGCAGACAUCGAAGAAGACGCCGAUAAAGAAAUACUCGAAAUAAAGGAACAACAACAAAAUAAACUCAAGGAAGAACGCGAGCUCAACAUGCGCCUGCGCAGCGAUAUCUCCAACAUGAAGAAGCAAUAUAUAGUGGCUCAAAAAGAGGUCGACGACUUUAAGCAGAAAUUAUUCGCCAUGGAAGCGGAGCAGGAGAAAUACAAAGGGUUCGUCAUCAGCUUGGAGCAGGACAAAAACGACAUGAAGAAGGAGAUACAAGAAAGGGAUCAGACCAUAGAAGAAAAAGAAAAGAGAAUCUACAUGUUGAAGAACAAAAACCAAGAACUGGAGAAGUUUAAGUUCAUUUUGGAUUUCAAGAUAAAAGAACUCAAAUCCGAGAUAGAGCCCAAAGAGAGGAUAAUAACAGAACAAACGACGCAAAUUAAUAAAAUGGUACGAGAAUUAGAGAAUCUCCAGAAGAUGAUUUUAGGUAUGGAUUUACAAUUGGAGCAAUACAGGGAAAAACUCAACGCUUCCAACAACGAAAUCAAAAAAGAAAUGGACAAGAACAGAUUUAUGAAGAAAUCCUUGCAGGACAUCCGGAUCGACAUUCACCAAGCCAGCGGUUGGAUACAAAAUAUUCCUUUACUGCAAAAAGCAGUAAGAAAUAUGUAUUGCAAAUACAACACCGACAAAGACUUCGAAGUUGCCCAGCAGGAGGAUACCGAGGCUAAGAGCGAAUUCCUGCGGCAAAGAGACUUCCUGGAGCGCGCCGUGGCAACUCUACACCACCAGGCAUCGAAGAAUACGAACACGCUGAGCUUCGACAAGGUGAGGCUGGUGGACGAGAACGCGGCGCUGCUGGAGGAGACGAACCAGCUGAGGAGAAGCCUGCAGUCGGAGGUGGAGCAGAACAGGAAGCUGGCCUCGCUGGCGGGCAUGUCGCGCAUGACGCCCCAGCAGGCGCAGCAGAGGGUGAAUUUCGCCACGGCCACCAACCAGGAGAUACACAAGAAGUACAAGGACGCGCUGGAGCAAAACGCCAAGACGCUUACGGCCAUGAAGGAAGAGAAUUUCAGAUUGUUGUCCAAAAUAUCGGAGAAGGGAGAGAUGAGGGAGAAGGGCACUCAGAGCUAAUUUUUUUUAUUGUAUUUAGAGGUUUUUAUAUAUUUUGUACUUGGAAAUAAUGAGUAAAAAAUUCGAAUGAG
Messenger RNA from Phyllotreta striolata, 3809 nucleotides. NCBI's taxonomy places the organism in Eukaryota, Metazoa, Arthropoda, Insecta, Coleoptera, Chrysomelidae. The record is from the annotation of a GenBank genome assembly.